Molecule: messenger RNA, 1883 nt
Organism: Nymphaea colorata (pocket water lily)
Lineage: Eukaryota; Viridiplantae; Streptophyta; Magnoliopsida; Nymphaeales; Nymphaeaceae
Product: high affinity nitrate transporter 2.5
Exons: 2
Coding region: 104-1654 (516 amino acids)
Biological process (GO): transmembrane transport
Molecular function (GO): nitrate transmembrane transporter activity
Source: RefSeq, a predicted model, not a curated record
CAGCUAGUAAUCACGGAAAGCAAGCUCUCUCCGGCCAUAUUUCACGGCUGGCUGCCUGAUCGGCGGGCCGGAGGUGAAAUUUCAGGCGAAUCAUCUUUCCAGGAUGGGUGAGGAAGCAGGGGCAGUGCCCACCUCGAUGGCAUCUGUAAAUGGCGGCGAGAGUCGGAAGUUCGCCCUUCCAGUGGAUUCCGAGCACAAGGCCACGGCCUUCAAGGUCUUCUCCUUCUCCAAGCCCCACAUGCGUUGCUUCCACCUCUCCUGGCUCUCCUUCUUCGCCUGCUUCGUCUCCACCUUCGCCGCCCCUCCCCUCAUGCCCAUCGUCCGCGACAACCUGGACCUCACCGCCCUCGACAUCAGCAACGCCGCCAUCGCCUCCGUGACCGGCGCCAUCGCCUCCCGUCUCCUCAUGGGCACCCUCUGCGACCUUAUCGGCCCCCGCCGCUCCUGCGCGGCCCUCUGCAUCCUCACCGCCCCCGCCAUCUUCUGCGCGGCCAUCAUCGACUCCCCUGGUUCCUUCAUCGCCGUCCGCUUCAUCAUCGGCCUCUCUCUGGCCAGCUUCGUCUCCUGCCAGUUCUGGAUGAGCUCAAUGUUCAGCACCCGCGUCGUCGGCCACGCCAAUGGCUUUGCCGCCGGCUGGGGCAACCUCGGCGGCGGCGCCACCCAGCUGCUGAUGCCCCUGCUCUACGAGCUCAUCCACCGGGCCAUGGGCGUCACGCCCUUCACCGCCUGGCGCAUCGCCUUCUUCGUGCCCGCCGUCUUCCAAUACCUCAUGGGCAUGAUGGUCCUGACGCUGGGGCAAGACCUUCCCGACGGCAACUACGACGACCUCAAGAAGAAGGGGGAGAAAGUCGACGACAGCUUCGGCAAGGUCGUCUACCACGCCGUCACGAACUACCGGGCCUGGAUUCUGGCGCUGACGUACGGCUACUGCUUCGGCGUGGAGCUGACGGUGGACAACGUGAUCGCUCAGUACUUCUACGAUCGGUUCGAGCUGCAGCUGCACACGGCGGGGAUGGUGGCGGCGAGCUUCGGGAUGGCCAACCUCUUCUCCAGGCCUCUCGGCGGGGCUUUCUCCGACUGGAUGGCCAAGAGGUACGGUAUGAGGGGGAGGCUGUGGGGGCUGUGGGCAGUGCAGACAGCCGGCGGGGUCCUCUGCGUCGUCCUGGGGAUGAUGAACACCUUGGCCGGCGCCAUCGCCGUGAUGCUGGUCUUCUCCUUCCUGGUUCAGGCAGCCUGCGGUUUGACCUUCGGCGUCAUCCCCUUCAUCUCGCGCAGAUCACUUGGGAUCGUGUCUGGAAUGACGGGAAGCGGGGGAAACGUCGGUUCGCUGGUGACGCAGUCGAUAUUCUUCAACGGGUCGACGUUCUCGACGGCGAGGGGGAUCACCUUCAUGGGGGUGAUGAUCAUCGCCUGCGCCCUCCCUCAGCACCUCAUCUACUUCCCCCAGUGGGGCGGCACCCUCUCCGGCCCCUCCUCCAAGCCCGGCUCCUCCGAGGAAGACUACUACCUGCGGGAAUGGAGCGAUGGGGAGAGGGAGAUGGGCUACCACCACAACAGCUUGAAGUUUGCACACAACAGCAGGAGCGAGAGAGGGCGCAGCUCCGAGAAGCAGCUCCAUGCUUCCACCACGAUGCCAGUCGAACGUAACUGCUGAGCAGAUAUCAUCUCCUAUGUUCAUCUUCUUCUUCUUCUGCUGCUGUCGAUUCAAACUGAUCAUGCCUCAGUUUGAACACAACUUGGUGUUGCUUUCCUCCUCCCCGUUCCACCAACCUGACUGGGAUAUAUGGUCCAACAACAUAAAUUAUUCCUACCAAAUGCUAUCUAAGCGUAUGAACUGGACAUAGAGUUUAGUUUUGGAUCCAUAUUUUGCAGGCUAUUGGGUU